Molecule: messenger RNA, 819 nt
Organism: Rotaria socialis
Lineage: Eukaryota; Metazoa; Rotifera; Eurotatoria; Philodinida; Philodinidae
Source: the annotation of a GenBank genome assembly
AUGUUUGAUAGAAGUCUUCUUCUGUUGUUACUUCUCCCCUGUCUAAUAUCUACGCAACUUGUUGAUCUAACAGAUAAAACAUGGAGAGAAAUGCUCACUGGUCAAUGGAUGGUAGAAUUCUAUGCACCAUGGUGUCCAGCUUGUCAACAGUUCAAACAAAUCUGGAGGGAUUUUUCUAAUGCGAUGUCAUCGAGAAAUAUUAAAGUAGGUGCUGUUGAUGUCGAUAAAUAUCAGUCACUCUCCGGUCGUUUUCGUAUUUCGUCAUUGCCUACUAUUUUACACGUGCGUGAUGGUGUUUUUCAUCAAUAUGAAGGUGAACGUUCAUUACGUGGUUUAAGAAAUUAUAUUGACAAAGAAGAAUGGCUAAAAAGUGGUCCGAUGUCAUCUAGCUUUGCUCCAGAUAGUCUUGUAAUGUCAUUAAUAAGUUAUGUUUUCGAUUUAUCUCUACUUGUCAAGAAUGCUUAUUCAAUACUAUUGGAUCAAUACGGAUGGCCAGCAUGGCUCAUCUAUACAGUAUUUGGCAUUGCCAUGGUUAUCGUAGGAAUUAUCAUUGGAUUUAUUUCGCUUAUGAUAAUGGAUUGUAUCAUAGCUGCUUGGUAUAAAAUGUAUUAUACAUUGUUUAGAAAGGCUAAAAAGGAUGAAUCUGAUGCAGAAUACUUAGAAGACGCAGAACAAAAUCCAAUAGGUGAAGAUGAAAGUGAUACGACCAAAGAUGAAUUAAAUACUCCUGAUGAUGUCGAAAGAGCAAUAGAGGAAGAUAUAAAUCAGCCGACAACAGCAACAGAUCAAACUGUGCGUCAACGUCGAUUGAAAGAUUAA